This is a messenger RNA of Solenopsis invicta (red fire ant), 4626 nucleotides long. It is a transcript of the gene Hr39, whose product is annotated as nuclear hormone receptor FTZ-F1 beta. The coding region runs from base 927 to 3926 and encodes 999 amino acids. Lineage: Eukaryota; Metazoa; Arthropoda; Insecta; Hymenoptera; Formicidae. Gene Ontology annotation, biological process: hormone-mediated signaling pathway; regulation of transcription by RNA polymerase II; tissue development. The transcript has 7 exons. The record is from RefSeq and is a predicted model, not a curated record. Gene Ontology annotation, molecular function: zinc ion binding; RNA polymerase II cis-regulatory region sequence-specific DNA binding; nuclear receptor activity. Gene Ontology annotation, cellular component: RNA polymerase II transcription regulator complex.
GAGGGUGGGAGAGAGGGGGAAAAAAAGACAGAAAGAGAGAGACAGUCGAGCGCGAACUCGUGGUGUGCGGCGGAGGUGCCACCAGCCGGAGUAACAGCGGAGAGUCGGAGGUGGCCCGUGCCUGUGUAGUGGCUACCCGUGACCGCCCGUGGCCGCUCUCUCGCGAGUUUGUAACUCGCCUCGCCGUUGUUGUAACGUGACGCGCGAGAAGAGGCGCGCGUGUGCGACACGGACGCGUUCGCUCGCGUUCAUCCGUACGGAGUUCGUUCGCCCGUCCGUAUUUUACCUUCGUCGUAAGCUGCGUCCACCGGGAGCAACGGCGCGAGGUGCUCUGCUCUUUCUCGUCUCGCUCCUCUCCUCCUUUUCUCUCUCUCUCUCUCUCUCUCUCUCUUUCUUUCGUUCUCCGUUUCGCGUUCCUUCUCUCUCUCUCUCUCUCUUUCUCUUUCCUCUCUCUUUUUCCCGUACACGCGAGUGCGAUCGGUACAGUGCGACCAGUGCGACGUGAUACGUUCUCGCUUGCGGAUCGCCCUUCGCUGUGCUCGCGCGACAGAAUAGGUGCCGCGCGUACGUCAUCGUGAAAAGGACUGUCAAGAGUGCGUUGUUAACUUCCUUUUGAGUUGGCUGUCUCGCGGUAACAACGCGGACACGUUCAUCAGCACCGUCAGCACGGCGAGAUCUCGAGCGAAGAGAGAGAGAGAGACGGAUAGAUAAAAAGAGAGAAAAAAAAGUGCCUCGGCUUGGACUGGACGACAAGCGAUACGGAGGGAGCGUGAAAUCGGCAUCGAUAGUGUACACUCAGACGUAGCUCCCGAUAAUUCGCAGAGACGACAAUAAGGGGGCCCUGCCGUAAGGAUGCUGUACGCUUUCGCGAAGAUCGAGAGGCCACGAGUCGUAUCGCGAGCUUGCAGCAGCGUAACCAGCUGAGAAUGUCGGAGCAAAACGGGCCCAGCGAGGGCCCAGGGCCAGGGCCCGGUUCAGAUUCGACCUGGUGGCCAAGCACGCAGUCUUGGAAAUCGUCGGCGACCGCCUCACUGUCAACCUCGUCGACUCCCACUUCGGCGACGGGUUCAGCGUCCGUCUCUGUCUCCUGCUCCGCGUCCAGCUCGUCCUCUACGAGCUCCUCCACCUCGACCAACUCGUCCGCGACUUGUUGCCCAUCGUCUUGCAUCGGCGUGUCCUGCACGAUGAGCCCAAGUCGUUCCACAGAAACGGGGAAAAACGUGUCCGUCACCACUAUUAACGUACCGCCCAAUCAAGAAAUGCAUGACGGAAAAGGGCUAUGUAAAUAUCUCGGGGGACAGAACGGCGUGACGGUGUCGGUGGUAUCGACCUCGGUACUGGGAUGCGGAAACGCGAAUGCCGUUCCGACAAGUGGAAUCUGCACGAAUACGGGGCCGCAUAGUAUCGGCAUCGGAAUCGGCGGCAUUCUCGCUGCGAAUGCGGCCGACAUCGAUGAUCCCGAGGAUAGCGACGGCGAGAUUAGCAAGAUCGACUUUAGGGGUGUCAAUCUACGUUCGAAGAAAAAACGCGAUAUAUCGGCUAAUCAGAAUGGCGACAAGAUCGGCGACGGAGAUGCAAAUGGCGACGGUGGAGGAUGCUGCGAUGACAAUUCGCAACAGCAGCCCGAGAGGCCUAUGUCGUGGGAGGGUGAACUGUCGGACCAAGAAAUGUCUUCCAAUACAAUUACUAAUCAGGACCACAACGAGGAAACGUCUAUGGAAGGAGUUCAAGUAUGUAGUACGAGUCCUGGGCCCAUGGAACAAAAGUUUCCUAUUAAAUCGGAACCGGAUUUUCGAUCUAGCCCAGGUUUUACAUUAGGAUCCUUUCACGACGGUGGCUUACCCAUAACGCACAAUCAACAAUUGCAGCAACAGCAACAACAACAACGUGGUAUCGAAAACCUCGAACAGACUCAACAGAGCGAUCUACCACUUCUCGUAGGCAAACUUCUCGGUGGAUACAAUAACUCAACGCCCAAUCACAGUCCUGUUCUCAAUCCGCGACAUCAUCUAACUAAACACAGUCAUACUAGAUCACAGGUGCCGUCACCAGAUUCCGCCAUUCAUUCUGCGUAUAGCGUCUUUAGUUCACCAACACAAAGUCCUCACGCGGCACGACACUCCGCCCUAGGAGCGGGUAGUCCGAUACCCUCCUCAUCGUUGUCCCUCUCUCGACACAGCUUCAACAAUUCAACUUCCUCGUUAUCUCUGUCGCUGUCGCAUUCGCUUUCAAGGAACAACUCUGACGCUUCCAGUAGCUGUUACAGUUACGGCUCGCUUAGCCCGCCUACGCAUUCACCCGUCCAGCAGCCGAGACAUCCACAUUCGCAUUCACAACAUCAUCAGCAUCAAGUUGCGCAAGGUAGUCCGCUGCAUCUACCAGCUUCAUCUGCAAUUCCCGCACAUCAUUACUCGUCCUCUUCCGUACCAGGCUCGGAAUUGUCGCCGGACGGUCAUCCCGUUGCGGAGGAUCAGGAAGACUGUAGGAUACCCUCAGCGCCGUCGGGUAUCUCUACCAGGCAACAACUGAUAAACAGUCCUUGCCCGAUUUGCGGUGACAAGAUAAGUGGCUUCCAUUACGGCAUCUUUUCUUGUGAAUCGUGCAAGGGAUUCUUCAAGCGCACCGUCCAGAAUCGUAAGAACUAUGUGUGCCUUAGAGGAGCAGGUUGUCCGGUCACAGUGGCCACGAGGAAGAAGUGCCCAGCCUGUCGCUUCGAGAAGUGUCUCAAUAUGGGUAUGAAACUCGAGGCGAUCAGAGAGGAUCGUACAAGAGGUGGUAGAAGCACUUAUCAGUGUACCUAUACUCUGCCAGCAAAUCUCGUUGGUAGUCCUGCUGGUGGUAUGACUAGUGAAAAAUUAACGACGGCGGGCAAUUGCAGCCCAGCACCGGUUGGUAGCGAGCAUCAUUAUUCCAUUAGGUAUCAUUCAAAUCAUUCUCAUAAGAUGCAAGUACCUCAACUUUUGCAAGACAUCAUGGAUGUGGAACAUCUUUGGCAUUACAACGACAAUGAUCGGAUGGGCGGCAGUGGAGGAAUACUUGGAAGUGUAAGGAAUACCGGUGGUGACAGUAUGCUCGGUGGACUCGGAAGUGGUCCGGUGCCUAGCGGAACUGGAACCGCGAUUGGCAUUGGUACAGGAAACAAUGGAGGUGCUGUGGAAUGUUCGUCGAAUGAUUCUAACAAUGUCGACACUAAUAACAGAAGGGGAGAGACGUCGAGUCCCGCCAAUUCGACUUUAACGGGGGCGUCCGAUCAACAUUCCACAAAUGGCAAUACUACCAAUAAUAGUAAUUCUCAAAUUGCCAGUAAUUCCAACGGCAAUUCAGCGCAGCAUCCGGACUUUUUAUCUAAUCUGUGCAACAUCGCGGAUCAUCGGCUUUAUAAGAUUGUCAAGUGGUGCAAGAGUUUGCCAUUAUUUAAAAAUAUCUCGAUCGACGAUCAAAUCUGUUUGUUGAUUAACUCUUGGUGUGAACUACUACUUUUCUCCUGCUGUUUUCGAAGCAUGAGCACUCCCGGUGAGAUAAGAGUGUCUCUUGGCAAGUCGAUUACUCUAGAACAAGCAAAACAGCUUGGUUUAGCGACUUGCAUCGAGAGGAUGCUUGCUUUUACCGACAAUCUGCGAAGGCUGAGAGUAGACCAAUACGAAUAUGUUGCAAUGAAGGUGAUCGUGCUGUUAACGUCCGAUACAAGUGAAUUAAAAGAACCUGAGAAGGUCAGAGCUUCUCAGGAAAAGGCCCUUCAAGCACUGCAGGAAUACACAAUCGCGAGGUACCCAGAAAUACCCGCCAAAUUUGGUGAAUUAUUAUUGAGAAUUCCAGAUCUUCAAAGAACAUGUCAGGCAGGAAAAGAAUUACUCAGUGCGAAACGCGCCGAAGGAGAAGGCAGCUCGUUUAACCUUUUAAUGGAAUUGUUGAGAGGAGAUCACUGAAUUGUCAGCACAGUGAAUUAUGCCAUUCCACGCUUAUAGGGUCCAUAAGCUUAGGGAAUCGGAUAUAAUAAAUAAUCGCAGAGCAAAAAAGAUUAGGAAAAAAAGGAAACGACAGAUGUGUAAAAUCUAUAGCGACAUUAGUACUUGGUGAGGGGAUUGCAUUCUUCGUAAUUAGGACGCAUUAAUCUAACAAAAGAUGAAAAGAAUUUCUUCUAUUUUACACUGGAAUGCUUCCAUACAGGUUGUGCAUGAUCGCAUUCCUGUUUUGAAACAAACGAAUUUUGAAGCGGCCUACAGUGUAUGUUGGAUCCGUAUGUUCCGCAUACAGGUAGAUGCUAAUGAGACUGAAAGUUUAAUGGAGACAUGCAGAGCAUUUACUUUUACAAUGAUAAGCGUUGUAUAAAUACGGAGAUGGUAUCAAAUAGCAUUAAAAUGCUAAAUUCUAUUAAGUCAGGGUCUCACGGUGCGUUGCUUGUCAAGGCUCGUCAUGGCUCGGCAAGCCUCUAUGCGCCGCGGCGCCGUAGAAUCGCGGUUUUAGCCUGUUUUUUUACCAUUUUAAGAGCCGAAUUUGUAACGAGCCUAGGCGAGCCACGCGCCAUGGAACCUGACUUUGGAUGGAUGUAAUCUAUUCGAGCGCGAGCUUUAUAGUGACGAACGUGGAUCUAUAAACAAAGUUGACCUUUAAUUAACGAUUAUAAUA